CACUGAUAGGCGGCACUGACUGGCAUUGAUGGGUGACACUGAAAGGCAGCUCAGAUGGGCACUGAUAUGUGGCAUUGAUGGGCACUGGUAGGCAGUGAUGUGGCAUUGGUGUGGUACUGAUGGGCAAUGGCAGUUGGCAUGGAUGAGCACUGACACAAGGCACUGAUGGACACUGACAGGUGGCACUGCUGGGGCUACACUGAUCAUCAGGGCACACUGAUCAUCAGUGCCCUAAUGAUCACUGUCAGCGUGACAGCUCGAGAGGAGAGAAAUGCCGAUAACUGGCAUUUCCCUGUUUACAUGUGAUCAGCUGUGAUUGG
Messenger RNA from Staurois parvus, 320 nucleotides. Lineage: Eukaryota; Metazoa; Chordata; Amphibia; Anura; Ranidae. The record is from the annotation of a GenBank genome assembly.